This is a messenger RNA of Arvicanthis niloticus (Nile rat), 3037 nucleotides long. RefSeq names its product dual specificity phosphatase 5 (gene Dusp5). NCBI's taxonomy places the organism in Eukaryota, Metazoa, Chordata, Mammalia, Rodentia, Muridae. Gene Ontology annotation, cellular component: cytoplasm; nucleus. Gene Ontology annotation, molecular function: MAP kinase tyrosine/serine/threonine phosphatase activity. The record is from RefSeq and is a predicted model, not a curated record. Gene Ontology annotation, biological process: protein dephosphorylation; negative regulation of MAPK cascade; endoderm formation.
GAGUCUCACUAUGAAGCUCUGGUGGUAUACUGUCCCUAUCUUUGGAGAGAGACAAAAGGAGGCUGUCAAUCCAUCCGGGGCAGAAUCCACUUGAAGUCUGUCUCACCCAUUCAUAACUCCUCCUUUUUACUCUCAGCAACUUUUAUUACGGAAAAUUAAGAUAACAAAAGUGGGGGCAACGUGUUAGAAGCCUCCGGCAUUAAGAUGACCAAGCAUCUCGCAUCUCGGCUAGUUUCGGAUAUUAUCUCUUUACAAGCGCAGACACAAUAGAGAAGGACCGGAAUUCACCCGGAGGCCCCAGGGGGGGCUCCACAGCGCGGCCCCGGUCAGGUUCUAACCGAAUUUGCUUCCUCCUCUUCCCGCUCGGCGUGGGUCACCUCGGCCUGGUGGCGUUCCUGACACCCCACCGGUAGUCCCGGUGAUACGUGAGUGAGUCUCUGCGCGCGGGGCCCCCGAGAGCGGCAGCGGGCACCCGCCACUUCCUCUUUUUCGCUCUGACUAAGACGCCCUCCCUCCAGCCUGCUCCCCGGGAGGAGGCGGAUGCCCGCACGCCCCGCCCAGGGGCGUGGCCAGCCCGGAGGGGCGGGGAAACACCCAUAUUUGGCCUUAUAUGGGCACUCACGUCACAGGACGCGCACUCAUUCACAUAAAACGCUGCGCUGCCGGCGGAAUCCCCAGCUUUCUGGAGCAGCGAGUGGCGGGGCCGGGUGCCGAGCGAGCGGGGCGUGGAGAGCGUCGCGCGGGCCCUCGCGCCGGCCUCCGUUUGCAGGCCACAGCCCCCCGCGAGGUGGCCCGCCCGUCCUCGGCCUCCCGUCCUCUGGCAGCUGUGGGGCGCGCAGCGUCGGGCCGCUGGGUGGCGGCGGCAUGAAGGUCACGUCGCUCGACGGGCGCCAGCUGCGCAAGAUGCUCCGCAAGGAGGCGGAGGCGCGCUGCGUGGUGCUCGACUGCCGGCCCUACCUGGCCUUCGCCGCGUCGAGCGUGCGCGGCUCGCUCAACGUCAACCUCAACUCGGUGGUGCUGCGGCGGGCCCGGGGCGGCGCGGUGUCGGCGCGCUACGUGCUGCCCGACGAGGCGGCCCGCGCUCGGCUGCUGCAGGAGGGCGGCGGCGGCGUGGCGGCGGUGGUCGUGCUGGACCAGGGCAGCCGCCACUGGCAGAAGCUACGGGAGGAGAGCGCCGCGCGCGUCGUGCUCACCUCGCUGCUGGCCUGCCUGCCCGCCGGCCCGCGGGUCUACUUCCUUAAAGGAGGGUAUGAGACCUUCUACUCACAGUAUCCUGAGUGCUGUGUGGAUGUGAAGCCCACUUCACAAGAGAAGAUCGAAGGUGAGAGAGGCCUCCUCAGCCAGUGUGGAAAGCCCGUUCUCAGCGUUGCCUACAGACCAGCUUAUGACCAGGGUGGCCCAGUUGAAAUCCUUCCCUUUCUCUACCUUGGAAGUGCCUACCAUGCAUCCAAGUGCGAGUUCCUCGCCAACCUGCACAUCACAGCCCUGCUGAAUGUUUCCCGCCGGACCUCCGAGGCCUGCACCACCCACCUGCACUACAAGUGGAUCCCUGUGGAGGACAGCCACACCGCCGACAUUAGCUCCCACUUUCAAGAAGCAAUAGACUUUAUUGACUGUGUCAGGGAAGAAGGAGGCAAGGUCCUGGUCCACUGUGAAGCUGGGGUGUCCCGGUCACCCACCAUCUGCAUGGCUUACCUCAUGAAGACCAAGCAGUUCCGCCUGAAGGAGGCCUUUGAUUACAUCAAGCAGAGGAGGAGCGUGAUCUCCCCCAACUUUGGCUUCAUGGGACAGCUCCUUCAGUAUGAAUCUGAGAUCCUGCCCUCCACACCCACCCCCCAACCGCCCUCCUGCCAAGGGGAGGCAGCCAGCUCCACGUUUAUAGGCCAUUUACAGACACUGAGCCCUGAUAUGCAGGGUGCCUACUGCACAUUCCCUACCUCAGUGCUGGCCCCGGUGCCCACCCACUCCACAGUCACAGAGCUCCACAGGAACCCUGUGACCACAGCCACAUCCUGCUGAGAUUGUGGUCGGCUGCCAGCGAAUCCCCAAGAGCAACUGUGAUUUGGUUUUUGUUUUUGUUUUUGUUUUUUAACUUGUGGACAUUUCAUACCCGUGCAAUACUGAAGACCUCUCUCUGUCCCGCUGCCCCAGUGAGAUGCUGAGUGGUCAGCAGGCUUGCAAAUGCACUUCAGACUAACCCCGAGGAUGGGUUCUCGGGAUUGUAGGAAGGCCAAGCCAUGCCCCUAGCACAGCACGUGCUGACUACUGUACUUCCAGAACCCCUCCCCACUCAGGACCACCUCGUCCUUGCACCUCAAAAGUUCGCCUUUUCAUUUCAAGCGUAAGGCAAUAAAUACUCGCAGCAAAGUGGGAGCAAGCUGCGCUGGACCAGGAGAGAAGCCAGUUCAUCUAGAAGGAAGCACAAUUUUCACUGUUUUUUGAACUUCGGCAAACUUUGUCUGUCUCUGUCACUUCAGGGAAGAGAACUGGUCACCACCCAGUCAGAAAAGUUAACCCUGUUAGAUUUGUCAAGAAAAAAGUACCUGCCCAUCUGAACCUAGAAGUGUGUCUGAGAUUCUGUCUGGGGCCCCAUGAAAGCUGUUGGUGGAAGAAGCAAAUGACUCACCAGGGUUCCUCAGUGACCUUGGACUUUGGCAUGGUUUUUACAAAUACUUGAACCUGUCCCACGGUAUCUCUCUCUAAAGCACCUCUGGUGUCAUUCAGAAAGUUGUCAGACCCUAGACCAAAAAUCACCCCUCAUCAUGAGGAGGCAGCAGUAGCUGCCUGUGUCCUGGGUCAGUGGUGGUGACUACUUCUCAGUUUAGUGUCCUGUGUGCUUUUUGUCAUCCAUUGUGACGAUGUUUCCCUCCCUACCCCUGGGGAGUUGUUUUCAAACUACUGAUUCUGGGAUCUGCAUCUUUUGCAAUGUGGUACUACUUAUGUUCUUUGGUAGAUUGUUUUUCCAGGGGGAAAGGUAAUAAGUACCCCCAAACCCAUGUGAAUGUGAAAAAAAAAAAAAGCAGUGUUGCUGGUUGGU